AUGACGGUUGGUGGAAGGAAUCUGGAUCUGGUUUGCGAGGGAGACGGCGACUCAGCAGAAGAAGGACGUGUCUCAGUUGGGUCACAUCAGAAAACUUUUGCCGCGCAAUGGCGAUUCGACGCAGCUUCAACGAUCGCUUUCGGUACUGGUCAAAGCACAGUCACAGGCUUCUGUGACAUAGUGUGUAAGGACGAGGAAAGCGACGUGCCUAGGCGAAAGGGAAGAAGCUACGCCUCGGCAAACCAACUGGUACGCCCAGGGGAGGGUACGAUUUUCAUCCGUCAUCGACGCGAAUACGGCGUACCUAGCGACCAUGAGCGGCAUCGGGUAGAGGCGACUUGA
Messenger RNA from Pseudozyma hubeiensis SY62, 342 nucleotides. RefSeq lists its product as hypothetical. Lineage: Eukaryota; Fungi; Basidiomycota; Ustilaginomycetes; Ustilaginales; Ustilaginaceae. The transcript has a single exon. The record is from RefSeq and is a predicted model, not a curated record. Bases 1 to 342 code for a protein of 113 amino acids.